AUUUUUAAUUAGUUGCCACCUUCACUGGCUCCAAGUAGCUGUGUCAGCUAGCAUUAAACGUUAGCUGAUGUCAGAAUGUCAGACUAUAGAGCCAGUGAAAGUGUGGAUAUGUGGAGAGAGACAGAAGAGUUUUCUUUAACCAAGGCGGUGGAGGAUGUGGGUCAGCACAGCUACACCCAAACUCAGGCCCUGAAGGAGAAAGAGAAGACGCUCAGCAUGCUGCAGGCAACUCUUUCAAAUGUGGAGAAGAAAGCUGAGACGGCUGAGCAGGAGCUGAGAUCUAAAGUGGUGGAAAUCCUCAUACUGGAGGACGUGGUGGAUCAUGUCGAGCAGCGGACAAAAGUCCUGCAUGACAACUGUGCAUCCCUCAGGGGGGGCAUCACAAAACUCCAGAUGAGUGUGAGCGAGGAGGAGGAGGAUGCUCGCAAGGCUCUGGCCGGGUUCGACGCCUACCGGGAGAAGAUGGAGGCUCACAGGGCAGCUGUUCUGCGGGCGGCGAGCCUGACGGAGGCCCAUAAACAGCUGGAGGAGAAGCGAACGCUGGUCAGGAUGCUGACACAAAAGAGAGAGGAGCUGAGGGAAGAUCUGGAGAAAGCAGACGGGAACACAGUGCUCAUGGCAAAGAGAGAGAUCGAUGAUCUGAAGGAGGAGAUCUCCGCGAUGAGGAUGACGACGACUGAGAGGAGAGAGCGACUGCAGGAAGAGUUUGAAACUCACUCUCAGAUAAAGAAAGAGAUCGAGAUCCAGAACAGACGCUACGAAGCCAUCGUCAAGCGUCUCCACUGCCAGCUGAGCCGGGCUCAGGCCGUCCACAGGCAAACGUCUGAGGACGUCCACCACAUGGAGGGACAGCUCGCUGAGCUGAGGAAGCAGCUGGAGUCAUCGCAGUGAACAUUAAGUUAAGUUAAAUGUUCAGAGCAGAGUUGUUGCUGUUCCUGCGUCUGAACAUCAGAGGGCGGCAUCGUUUUACGGAUCCAACGUUACCUGUUCGGCCUCACAGACCUCUCACCUGCGCUGUUCUGCAGGAGUUUGACGCCACGUAUGACAGUUCUGGUUUCAUGUUUGUCUGAGAGUAGAAAUAUUAAAGUGUUUUGUCUUUUAUCACG
Larimichthys crocea (large yellow croaker) is the source of this 1106-nucleotide messenger RNA. RefSeq names its product coiled-coil domain containing 122 (gene ccdc122). The record is from RefSeq and is a predicted model, not a curated record. Bases 76 to 891 code for a protein of 271 amino acids. The transcript has 6 exons. NCBI's taxonomy places the organism in Eukaryota, Metazoa, Chordata, Actinopteri, Sciaenidae.